UUUAACAACCCUUCAAUCCCAUAACAGUAAACCGCUCUUCCUCCCCGGACAAAAACCUUCUACUAGAUAAAGCCUUCAAAUACCCAAGUCUGUACAUAGUCAAUAUUCACGACCAGAUCACCGCAAGGAAAGCUCACCCUUGCGUUAUCCUUGAAUAGUCAACAAAUGCCUUCUAUUGGAAGAUUGGUCUUGAUUUCAAGCUCUAGGCUUUUUAUUUUUCUAUGGCCAUGAAUGUUGUUGGACAAGAAAUAUGAUACAGAUUCUGUAAUUUAUUAGGCUUUUUAUUUUUCUAUGGCCAUGAAUGUUGAUGGACAAGAAAUAUGAUACAGUCUGUAAUUUGUUCCUUUUAGAAUCUCUUCGUAUUUGUUUAGGAAUUACUAGUCCUGUUAAAGUAAUGGGUACCAAGUGUUUGAAGGAAGUUCUGCAAAUGAUGUUGGCUGAAGGAUCAUGGCUUUGGCUUAUAAAAUUGUGCAUACUUCGUCCAUGAACAAUUUCUGUUCUUGAUCUGAGUUGAGUUGCGAAAAUGGAGGGCGAGUCGAAACCAAGCGACGAGCUAUCUAGAUUCUUAGAUUCCGGUAUUUACCGAUUCCCCAACUCAAAUGCCGUCUUCAUCGACCCGGUUCGCGUGCUCAACCGAUCCUACUCCCGGUUUAAGGUAUCUCCUUCCGCCUACUACUCCCGUUUCUUCGAAUCCAAACACCCCGCUCAAGAAUUCACUCUCUCCUCUAAUCCGAAGAAACGAAAACGAAAACCGAAGAAACAACCUCACUCCCUCAAUGAAAAAGAACAAGCCGCCGAUCAACGCCACCAGGAGGCGAGGCCUUUAUUGUUAAAGGCGCAUGAACUUUUACUUGGAGCGGCUGAUUUUCUAGCGAUUAUGAGCAAAUUAAGGAGCCAUUUUUGUUCUUCGAAGGAAUUAUGCGGUGGCGAAGAACAUUCUUUCAUUGAGCUUGGAAGGGUCUGGCAAGCUCCUUUGUAUGAUAUAACUCUCGAUUUUAAACUUAGUCGACUGACAAACCAGAGUGAUAAUGGAGAAAAUGGAAACGGUGGGCAGAGAGUGCUUCCGAUUUUUAAUAACUUAGUCGUGAAUGACACACAUGAUGAAGUGGAGGCUGAAUUUCUGAACCGCCAUUAUAUAUUACCCAGAGAGAGUUGCUUCUAUAUGUCCGAUUUGGGGCAGCUUCACAACCUUGUUCCUGCUGAGCCCGAUAGUGGUUUCAAUCUUAUAGUAAUUGAUCCUCCAUGGGAAAACGGAAGUGCUCGUCAGAAAUCAGUCUACCCAACUUUACCACACCGGUAUUUCUUAUCCCUUCCUAUUAAGCAACUUACGCACAGAGAGGGCGCACUUGUGGCCUUAUGGGUGACAAAUAGAGAGAAAUUGCAUAAUGUCAUUGAGAAAGAGCUAUUCCCGGCAUGGGGAGUUAGAUAUUUGUCUACUGUUUACUGGUUGAAGGUGAAAGUAGAUGGCUCAUUGAUCAGUGAUCUUGACCUGUUUCAUCAUCGGCCAUAUGAAUGCCUUCUCCUGGGAUACUGUCAUGGAAAAGUGAUGAAUGAAACAGAUUCAGAAUACCUUUCAGAAUUUAGGUCAGUAAAAGACAAACAGAUCGUCAUAAGCAUUCCAGGAGGUUACUCAAGGAAGCCCCCAAUUGGAGAAUUACUGUUGGGCCAUGUUCCAGGAGUUAAACCUGCUCGAUGUAUUGAACUAUUUGCUAGAGAAAUGGUAGGUGGUUGGGCAUCCUGGGGCAAUGAACCCCUUCACUUUCAGGAUUCAAGAUAUUUUCAAAGAGAGUGAAUGCAUAACUUAUCCAAUGUAAUGCCAUCUUGUGGGUUUUUACCAGUGGAAAUCUGGAAUUAAGUGUUCUUCUUACCAAGGAAGUGCCUUAAACAAACUGCGACUCUGUUACUCUAGCUGAAAUGCUAAGAUGAAAAGGUUCGGCAGCUGAUGCAGGUGCUUCUUAUAUCAUAUAAGACAAGACUCCCUAAUUCCCCUGGAUGAUAUCGAUGCCUAUGCUCGAGGGAAUUGGAUUAGGCGUAGCUAGCUCUGUGGUUUUUGUCUAUGGCUAACCUCGUGCGAUGUGUUUAUUUCCCAUUCAAAAACAAUGACAUUCCGAUGGCCCAAAGAAAUUAUAUAUCAAGAAUUAUCGCCUUACAUUUGUCAGUGUUUUCAGGUGUUUAAUCAUUGGUUUUUUUUUUUAAUGUGUUUAAUCAUUGUUGGAUAUCAAGAAUUUACCUUACAAGCAAA
Molecule: messenger RNA, 2242 nt
Organism: Theobroma umbraticum
Lineage: Eukaryota; Viridiplantae; Streptophyta; Magnoliopsida; Malvales; Malvaceae
Product: Methyltransferase MT-A70 family protein
Biological process (GO): methylation
Cellular component (GO): nucleus
Molecular function (GO): nucleic acid binding; methyltransferase activity
Source: RefSeq, a predicted model, not a curated record